Messenger RNA from Candidula unifasciata, 682 nucleotides. NCBI's taxonomy places the organism in Eukaryota, Metazoa, Mollusca, Gastropoda, Stylommatophora, Geomitridae. The record is from the annotation of a GenBank genome assembly.
AUGCCUGUCACAUCGUCUGGAAGUCUGUUCGCGGUGUCAGGAGUCCACUGGAUCGGCGAGGGGCAAGACGGCGACCGGCGCGGAGUUGAUAAACAUUACAGAAAGUUCAGCCUUGGGGGAGAGGAGUUCUGUCUUGGAGACUUCAUCCUCAUCUCACGCCAGGAAAACAUUUGUGAAUCUAGCGCCAGAGAGGAUUGCUACGUGGCUCGAAUAUCUGAUCUGUAUGAGAAAGAACUGAUGUACAACAGAGCUGAAGUGCAGAGAUUUGCACAAGUUCGCUGGUACUGGCAGAAACAGGAAGUUACAGGCCGUCUGCACCGACUAUUGAAAGGACAGAAGAUGGAUGACAAUGAAGUCAUCCUGGACUUGUCCAACAGCUUCGAGAGGGAUAUCGACUUGGAGACAGUUGUCGGCAAAUGCCAGGUUUUACAUGUCACAGAUAACUCAGAUUUAUCUCCACUUGUCACCAAGGAGAAUAACAACAAUAUUCAGACAUUUGUGGCCAGACGAGCCUACAAUGGUAAAGUCUUUCAGCCGCUGUCAGAAAUUGCAGUGGACGAGUACACGCCUGCCACUGUCAGGACUCCAGUCAACAACAAGAAACACAGGGACUCCCAACUGAAGCUGAACACACCCAAUGGGAAUUCCCUUUUGAACAACAGCAAUGGCAGAUCUGAGGUGG